AUGCUGGCCUGUACCUGUGUGUGUCUCGAGGUUCUGGCCAUGUUCUGCACAAUCUCACUAUCUCUGUCAUAGAUUCUCUGGCCUCCGGGGAUGAUGAUGAGGACAGUGAUGGCUCCCCUAGGGACCUUCCCAAGGGCCACAUUUAUCCACAACAAGGCCCCUACUGGACACAUCCCCAUCGUAUGGAGAAGAAACUGCAUGCAGUCCCUGCAGGCAACACAGUCAAGUUCCGAUGCCCGGCUGCGGGCAACCCCAUGCCCACCAUCCGCUGGCUGAAGAACGGAGAAGACUUCCACGGAGAGCACCGAAUUGGGGGCAUCCGGCUCAGACAUCAGCACUGGAGUCUCGUCAUGGAAAGCGUGGUGCCCUCGGACCGUGGCACUUACACCUGCGUGAUAGAGAACGCCCUGGGGAGUCUCCGAUACAACUAUCUCCUGGAUGUGCUAGAGCGCUCCCCCCACCGGCCCAUCCUGCAGGCCGGCCUGCCCGCCAACACCACAGCUGUGGUUGGCAGCGACGUAGAGCUACUGUGCAAAGUCUACAGCGACGCCCAGCCCCACAUCCAGUGGCUAAAGCACAUCGAGGUCAAUGGGAGCAGCUUUGGGGCGGACGGAUUCCCCUUCGUGCAGGUGCUCAAGACCGCUGAUAUCAACAGCUCAGAGGUAGAGGUCUUGUACUUACGUAAUGUGUCGUCAGAGGACGCGGGCGAAUACACCUGCCUGGCCGGCAACUCCAUCGGGCUCUCCUACCAAUCGGCCUGGCUCACGGUGCUGCCUGAGGAGGGGCUGGUGUGGGAAGCCGUCGCCUCCGAGGUGAAGGCCACAGACAUCAUCAUGUACACGUCGGGCUCCGUGGCCGUCCUCGUGAUCCUGGUCAUUGCUGGGCUGUGCCGGGGGCAGACGCUGUCUAGCCGGCCGCCCCGCCAGCCCCUUGCUGUGCAGAAGCUCUCACGCUUCCCCCUCAUCAGACAGUUCUCCCUGGAGUCAGGCUCAUCAGGGAAACUGAGUUCUUCCCUCGUUCGGGGUGGCCGCCUGUCCUCCAGCUGUACCCCGAUGCUCCCUGGCCUUGUGGAGCUGGACCUGCCACUCGAUGCCAAGUGGGAGUUUCCCCGGGAUAGGCUGGUGCUAGGGAAGCCCCUUGGUGAAGGUUGUUUUGGGCAGGUGGUGCGGGCGGAGGCCUAUGGCAUGGACCCUCAACAACCAGACGGGGCUGCCACGGUGGCCAUCAAAAUGCUCAAAGACAAUGCCUCUGACAAAGAUCUGGCAGACCUGAUCUCUGAGAUGGAAAUGAUGAAGCUCAUUGGCCGACACAAGAAUAUUAUCAACCUGCUGGGUGUCUGCACUCAGGAAGGGCCUUUGUACGUGAUCGUAGAAUUUGCUGCCAAAGGCAACCUCCGGGAAUACCUUCGGGCGAGAAGACCGCCUAGCCCUGACUAUACCUUGGAGACACCCAGGACCCCCGAGGAACAGCUGUCAUUCCAGGCCCUGGUCUCUUGUGCCUACCAAGUGGCCCGUGGCAUGGAAUAUCUGGAGUCUCGGAAGUGUAUACACAGGGACCUGGCUGCCCGGAACGUGUUGGUCACUGAGGACAAUGUGAUGAAGAUUGCAGACUUUGGCCUGGCCAGGGGUGUUCAUGAUAUCGACUACUACAAGAAAACCAGUAAUGGCCGCCUGCCUGUCAAGUGGAUGGCACCUGAAGCCCUAUUUGACCGAGUCUACACUCACCAGAGUGAUGUGUGGUCCUUUGGAAUCCUGCUGUGGGAGAUCUUCACCCUGGGUGGCUCCCCUUACCCUGGCAUCCCCGUAGAAGAGCUCUUCUCACUGCUGAAAGAAGGACAUCGUAUGGACCGGCCUUCCCACUGCCCCCCAGAGCUGUACAUGUUGAUGCGUGAGUGCUGGCAUGCUGUACCCUCCCAAAGACCUACCUUCAAGCAGCUGGUUGAAGCCCUGAACAAACUCUUGACUGCCAUCUCUGAGGAGUACCUGGACCUCUCGAUGCCCUUCGAGCAGUACUCCCCAGCCGCCGAGGACACCAGCAGCACCUGCUCUUCCAAUGACUCUGUUUUCACCCAUGAACCCCUGGCCCCCGGGGGCCUGAGCCCUAGCCCCUUCACUUACCACAACGUAAGGACAUAAGGUGAACCCCACCAGCUAAGAACUGAGACAGCAGGGAUAUGACUGUGAAUGCCCUGGGCUUGGGCUCUGUUUCUGAUCUCAAGAAUUUGACUCUGCCCUGGAACUCUCUCUGGAACGUGGCCUUCCCCUAAGAAGGGCAGGAAUGGUCAACCUUGGAUGGCUGCCUAUUCGAAACAGUUGUGCCUUGAUUGUUUUCUUUUUAUCAGAGUCCAGAAUCAUUGGGAGACAGCCCCAGGUCCUUUUCACCUGAAGUUAUCCCUGGAAGGACCCUCUAAGGCCUUCCCUCUCCUUCUCUCUCUCCCUCCCUUCCCUUCAACCCAGGGAAGGUUGAUGUACAUAAUGUGUCUAUGCAUAUAUAUAUAUGACCUUUGAUAAAUUA
Gracilinanus agilis (Agile Gracile Mouse Opossum) is the source of this 2514-nucleotide messenger RNA. It is a transcript of the gene FGFR4, whose product is annotated as fibroblast growth factor receptor 4. Gene Ontology annotation, biological process: regulation of bile acid biosynthetic process; positive regulation of ERK1 and ERK2 cascade; fibroblast growth factor receptor signaling pathway. NCBI's taxonomy places the organism in Eukaryota, Metazoa, Chordata, Mammalia, Didelphimorphia, Didelphidae. Gene Ontology annotation, cellular component: signaling receptor complex; membrane. Gene Ontology annotation, molecular function: ATP binding; fibroblast growth factor binding; fibroblast growth factor receptor activity. The transcript has 16 exons. The record is from RefSeq and is a predicted model, not a curated record. The coding region runs from base 183 to 2135 and encodes 650 amino acids.